Molecule: messenger RNA, 3357 nt
Organism: Sciurus carolinensis (gray squirrel)
Lineage: Eukaryota; Metazoa; Chordata; Mammalia; Rodentia; Sciuridae
Product: zinc finger protein 665-like
Biological process (GO): regulation of transcription by RNA polymerase II
Molecular function (GO): DNA-binding transcription factor activity, RNA polymerase II-specific; RNA polymerase II cis-regulatory region sequence-specific DNA binding
Source: RefSeq, a predicted model, not a curated record
UCUUGGGAUCCGUGUCCAAUCGGCCUCACCUGUUCUCCAGAGUUCCAGGUUGCUCUGCCAUUCAAGUGCUGGAAAAUGUCUAGGGAGUACACCAGGCACCCUGAAAGCCAGCAAAUGGAUUCAUUUACAUUCAGGGAUAUAGCCAUUGAUUUCUCUGAGGAGGAAUGGGAAUGUCUUGAGCCUGCUCAGCGCAAUUUAUAUAGAGAUGUGAUGUUAGAGAACUACAGAAACCUGGUCUUCCUGGCCAUUACUUCUCACCAUACCCAAGAAUUUUCACCAGAGGAGGCCAUAAAACAUUUAUUUCAACAUGUGAUAAAGGAAAAGAAUGGAAAUUAUGACCUUGACUAUUCACAAAUAAGGAAAAUAUGGGAAACUGUUUGUGAGAAUAAAAGUAACAAAUUAUGUAAUAAGGAACAAGACCUAUUAGCCAUGACUUUUCCUAAUAAAAAUUUCUCUGUCACUACCCUAAAUAAUUACCAGUGUGUUUAUAUUGGUGAUGUAAAAUAUGAAUAUAGAGAAAUUUAUAAAAACUUUAGCUUUGAUUGCAAUACCAGAAAAAAUCAGUAUACUCAGUUUUCAAAGAACCUUUACAAAGGUGAAAAAAGGGGAAAAGUCUUACUUCAAUGCUCAGAAUUUAUUGGUAAUACAAAUAUUCAUAGGCAAGACAAGUCUCACAAAUAUAAGUUAUGUGAAAGAGCUCUUAAUCAAAUUGCAAACCUCACCCAAUACAAGAGAAUUCCUACUGAAAAAGAGUCAUAUAGGUUCAAAGAAUGUAUCAAGGCAUUUGAUUGUUCAACGCUUUCUAAACAGCACCAAUAUUAUUUCAGAGAUAAGCCCUACAAAUUUAAAGAAUGUGACAAAGCUUUUAAUCAAAUGUCACCCCCUGUUAAACACCAGACAACUCAUACUGCAGAGAAGCCCUGUAAAUGUAAAGAAUGUGUCAAAGCCAUUAACCAUUUCUCAACCCUUUUUGAACACCCAAGAGGGCAUAACAAUGAUAAAACCUACAAAUAUAAAGAAUGUGAUGAAGUUGUUAAUCAAAGCUCACUUGAUACUCAAUAUCAGAGAAUUCAUCCUGGAGAAAGAGACUACAAUUGUAAAGAAUGUGAAAAAUCCUUAAAGAAUUCUUCACCUACUCAAUACUGCAGGAGUCAUACUGAAGAGAAGUCCUAUGAAUGUAAAGAAUGCAACAAAAAUUUUAAUAAGAUUCAAAACCUUACUUGCCACCAGAGAAUUCAUACUGGAAAGAAACUCGACAAGUGUGAAGAAUGUGACAAAACGUAUUAUCAAAGGUCACAUCUUAUUGACCACCAGAGAAGUCAUACUGGGGAGAAGCCAUACAAAUGUGAAGAAUGUGGCAAAGCUUUUUAUCGAAGAUCUCACCUUAUUAGCCACCAGAGAAUUCACGCUGGGGAGAAGCCCUACAAAUGUGAAGAAUGUGGUAGAGCUUUUUAUCAAAGAUCACACCUUGUUUCCCACCAGAGAAUUCACACUGGAGAGAAGCCUUACAAAUGUGAAGAAUGUGGCAAAGCAUUUUGUCGAAGAUCACACCUUGUUGGCCACAAGAGAAUUCAUACUGGAGAGAAGCCCUACAAUUGUGAAGAAUGUGGCAGAGCUUUUAGUGAAAGAAAAUCACUUGCUCAACACCAGAGUAUUCACACUGGAGAGAAACCCUACAAAUGUGAAAAUGGUGACAAAACUUUUAUUGAAAAAUCACAUCUUAUCGAUAACCACGGUAUUCAUACUGGGGAGAAGCCCUACAAAUGUGAAGAAUGUGGCAAAGUUUUUUCUAAAAGUUCAAACCUUAUUUGCCACCAGAGAAUUCACAGUGCAGAGAAGUCCUACAAAUGUGAAGAAUGUGGCAAAGGUUUUAGUGGAAGAAAAUCCCUUACACAGCACAAGAGUAUUCACACUGGAGAAAAACACUACACAUGUGAAGUGUGUGACAAAGCUUUUAUUAGAAGAUCACACCUUAUUAAUCACCACAGUAUUCAUACUGGAGAGAAGCCCUACAAAUGUGAUGAAUGUGACAAAGCUUUUUGUCGACGAUCUCACCUUAUUUGCCACCAGAGAAUUCAUACUGGAGAGAAGCCCUACAAAUGUGAAGAAUGUGGCAAAGCUUUUUAUCAAAGAUCACACCUUAUUACCCACCAAAGAAGUCAUACUGGAGAGAAACCUUACAAAUGUGAAGAAUGUGGCAGAGCUUUUUCUCAAAGAUCACACCUUGUUUCCCACCUGAGAAUUCAUACUGGAGAGAAGCCUUACAAAUGUUCAGAAUGUGGCAAAGUUUUCACCCAAAGAUCAAACCUUACUGGCCACCUGAGAAUUCAUACUGUAGAGAAGCCCCACAAAUGUGAAGAAUGUGGUAGAGCUUUUUAUCAAAGAUCACACCUUGUUUCCCACCAGAGAAUUCACACUGGAGAGAAGCCUUACAAAUGUGAAGAAUGUGGCAAAGCAUUUUGUCGAAGAUCACACCUUGUUGGCCACAAGAGAAUUCAUACUGGAGAGAAGCCCUACAAAUGUGAAGAAUGUGGCAGAGCUUUUAGUGAAAGAAAAUCACUUGCUCAACACCAGAGUAUUCAUACUGGAGAGAAACCCUACAAAUGUGAAAACUGUGACAAAGCUUUUAUUCAAAAAUCUCAUCUUAUUGAUCACCACGGUAUUCAUACUGGGGAGAAGCCCUACAAAUGUGAAGAAUGUGGCAAAGCUUUUUAUCGAAGAUCACACCUCAUUUGUCACCAGAGAAUUCAUACUGGAGAGAAGCCCUACAAAUGUGAAGAAUGUGACAAAGCUUUUUAUCAAAGAUCACACCUCAUUUGCCACCAGAGAAUUCAUACUGGGGAGAAGCCCUACAAAUGUGAAGAAUGUGGCAAAGCUUUUUAUCGAAGAUCACAUCUUAUUGGCCACCAGAGAAUUCAUACUGGAAAGAAGCCCUACAAAUGUUAGGAAUGUGGCAAAGUUUUUAACAAAAGAGUAUCACUUAGUCAACACCAGGGUAUUCGUACUGGAGAAACUUACAAAUGUGAAAAAUGUGACAAAGCUUUUAUUGAAAAGUCACACCUUAGUGAUCACCACAUUAUUCAUACUGGGGAGAAGCCCUACAAAUGUGAAGAAUGUGGCAAAGUUUUUUCUCAAAGAUCAGAUCUUGUUUGCCUCCAGAGAAUUCCUACUGCAGAGAAACCUUCCAAAUGUGAAGAAUGUGGUAAAACUUUUUACUAAAGGUCACACCUUAUUUGCUGCAAGAGUAUUCAUACAGGAGAGAGGCCCUACAAAUUGAAGAAUGUCAUUGAAACUUUUCUUCAAGGAGCAUGCUUUAUUGAUCACCACGGUAUUCAUGAUGGAGUCCUACAAAUGUGA